Cooperia oncophora is the source of this 528-nucleotide messenger RNA. Lineage: Eukaryota; Metazoa; Nematoda; Chromadorea; Rhabditida; Trichostrongylidae. The record is from the annotation of a GenBank genome assembly.
AUGGAUAUGAUCAGCGCUCCGCUACCGAAGCCCCUCCACGGCAACAAAUACACUAGCAACACUCACGAAAAACCCCGCACACAUACGUUGGCCUUGCGACUUGAUGCACCGCCAUGUAGGGACGACAUCAGUGGCCAAACAGCAGAUGAUCGACGAACUCUGAUGCACAAUGCCUCGAUCAAACUUGCCCGUAAGUUGAGCGAACGUCCCACUGUUGAAGAGCUUGAAGAUCGAAAUAUCUUGAAAACAGCUGCUGUACGAUCGAUGGAAGAGAAGAGGAAGCUUUUGUUGAGAAAGCUGAGUUUUCGGCCGACAAUUGCACAGUUGAAAGAGCAGCAGAUUAUACAGUUCAAUGAUUAUGUUGAAGUUACACAGGCACAAGCUUACGAUAGGAAAGCUGAUAAGCCGUGGACGAGAUUGACGUCUACGGAUAAGGCACUCAUUCGUAAGGAGCUCAAUGAUUUCAAGGCUACCGAAAUGGAUGUGCAUGAGGAGAGCCGGAUCUUCACUAGGUUUCAUCGGCCGUGA